Medicago truncatula (barrel medic) is the source of this 3441-nucleotide messenger RNA. RefSeq names its product putative disease resistance protein RGA3. Bases 168 to 3107 code for a protein of 979 amino acids. Gene Ontology annotation, molecular function: ADP binding. The record is from RefSeq and is a predicted model, not a curated record. NCBI's taxonomy places the organism in Eukaryota, Viridiplantae, Streptophyta, Magnoliopsida, Fabales, Fabaceae. The transcript is spliced from 4 exons.
CCAAAGUAACUAUUAUCCCUUAUUAUAUUUAUAACUUUUUUACACUUGAGUGAGGAUAAUAUUUGUUUUGUUCUUAAAAAUUAGAGACAACAUACUAUCUUUGUAAUUUAUGUGGACAAAGAAGUAAUUACUUUUGUAUCCCUUCCUUGGCGCUCCUUAUUUUGUUGAUGGCUGAACAAAUUCCAUACGGUGUUGCUACAAGUCUCGUUAACAGGUUGGCUUCUGCAGCCUUUCGUGAAUUUGGACGAAUUUAUGGUGUCAUGGAUGAAUUAGAAAGACUUAAAAACACAAUUGAAGUCAUCAGAGCUGUACUCCUUGAUGCUGAGGAGAAACAAGAGAAAAGUCCUGCUGUACAAGUCUGGGUAAGAAGGCUCAAAGACGUGCUUCUUCCUGCAGAUGAUUUGAUAGAUGAGUUUCUUAUUGAAGAUAUGAUACACAAACGGGAUAAAGCUCAUAAGAACAAAGUGACACAGGUAAUUCAUUCCUUCUUACCAAGCAGAACUGCUUUUCGCCGUAAAAUGGCUCAUGAGAUUGAAAAAAUACAAAGAAGUUUUAAAGAUGUUGAGGAAGAUAUGUCUUAUUUGAAACUUAACAAUGUUGUGGUGGUUGCGAAAACUAACAAUGUAAGGAGGGAAACUUGCUCUUAUGUGUUAGAAUCUGAGAUCAUUGGAAGAGAAGAAGAUCAAAACACGAUUAUAAGCUUGUUGAGGCAAUCACAUGAACAUCAGAAUGUCUCAUUGGUUGCUAUUGUUGGUAUUGGUGGUUUGGGAAAGACAGCUCUUGCUCAACUGGUAUACAAAGAUGGUGAAGUGAAAAAUUUGUUUGAAAAGCAUAUGUGGGUAUGUGUCUCGGAUAACUUUGAUUUCAAAACUAUUCUGAAGAACAUGGUUGCGUCAUUAACCAAAGAUGAUGUUGUAAAUAAGACAUUACAAGAGUUGCAAAGUAUGCUUCAAGUCAAUUUAACUGGUCAGAGAUACUUGUUAGUUCUCGACGACGUUUGGAAUGAGUGUUUUGAAAAGUGGGAUCAAUUGAGGCCUUAUUUGAUGUGUGGUGCUCAAGGCAGUAAGGUUGUAAUGACAACAUGCAGUAAGAUUGUGGCAGAUAGAAUGGGUGUAAGUGACCAACAUGUUUUGAGAGGUUUAACUCCAGAAAAAUCAUGGGUUUUGUUCAAGAAUAUUGUCUUUGGGGAUGUUACUGUUGGAGUGAACCAACCUCUUGAAUCAAUUGGUAAGAAGAUAGCAGAAAAGUGCAAAGGAGUUCCGUUAGCAAUUAGAUCACUAGGAGGCAUAUUACGAAGUGAAAGUAAAGAAAGUGAAUGGAUCAAUGUCUUACAAGGUGAAUGUUGGAAAUUGUGUGAUGGUGAAAAUAGCAUCAUGCCGGUCCUAAAAUUGAGUUACCAGAACUUAUCACCUCAACAAAGGCAAUGUUUUGCUUAUUGCUCUUUAUUUCCUCAGGAUUGGGAAUUUGAGAAGGAUGAGUUAAUUCAAAUGUGGAUGGCACAAGGUUAUCUUGGUUGUUCAGUUGAAAAUCAAUGCAUGGAAGAUGUUGGUAAUCAAUUUGUAAAUAUUUUCUUGAAGAAUUCAUUCUUCCAAGAUGCAAAUUUUAAUGAUGAUGGUGAUGUAACUGGUUUUAAAAUGCAUGAUUUAAUGCAUGAUCUUGCAACACAAGUAGCUGGCAAUGAUUGUUGUUACUUGGAUUCAAGUAAGGCAAACAAAUGUUUAGGAAGACCCGUGCAUGUAUUAGUGAAACAUGAUGCCUUGUGUUUGUUGGAAUCCCUGGAUUCAAGUAGGUUGCGGACUUUGAUUGUGAUGAAUUACAAUCACUAUAUGCUCCCUAGACCAAAACUAUCGGUUAUUCGAAAUUUCAAAUACUUACGCUUUUUGAAAAUGCAAAUUAGUAGUAGCCAGCGAGCUGGUUUCAUUGAAAAAUUGAAGCAUUUAAGGCAUCUUGACUUGCGCAAUUAUGAAUCAGGAGAAAGUCUUUCCAAAUCUAUCUGCAAUUUUGUUUGUUUACAGACCAUAAAAUUGAAAGAUUUUGUGGUAGAUUCUCCAGAAGUUGUUUCAAAAUUAAUCAAUUUGAGACACCUUAAGAUUUAUAAUGGGACCUUCAAAGACAAGACACCGUCUGGAUUUAGAAAAUUGAGCAUACAACAACCCAAGGGUCUGUCUUUGUCCAAUUGGCUCUCUCCACUCACAAAUAUAAUUGAAAUAUCUCUUAGUUAUUGCCGAGGUUUCCAACAUCUCCCACCAUUGGAACGCCUUCCGUUCCUUAAGUCACUCGAGUUACGUUUCCCCUAUGAAUUGGAGUACAUAUAUUAUGAAGAGCCUAUUCUUCAUGAAUCAUUCUUCCCAUCUUUGGAGAUCCUAGCCUUUUAUGGUUGUGAUAAGUUGAAGGGAUGGAGGAGGAUGGGAGAUGAUUUGAAUGAUAUUAACUCUUCACAUCAUCUAUUGUUGCGUCACUUUCCUUAUCUUUCUCAAUUAGUUAUUUAUCGUAGCAAGAUGUUGACUUUGAUGCCUACUUUUCCAAACAUUAAGAGAUUAUCAAUGGAGUCUUGCAGUACGAAGAUAUUGGAAGCAACACUAAAUGUAGAAGAGUCACAAUAUUCAAAUGGCUUCCCUCCUCUUUCCAUGCUCAAAUCCUUAAAAAUUGAUGGAACGAGUAUGGAAAAUGUCCCAAAGGAUUGGUUGAAAAAUCUUACUUCUCUCGAGAAUAUUUGCUUCAGUUUGUCAAGUCAACAAUUUGAAGUAAUUGAAAUGUGGUUUAAAGAUGACCUCAUUUAUCUUCCUUCCCUCCAAACAAUCAAUUUUACUUAUUGUGGUUUUAAGGCAUUACCAGAUUGGAUAUGCAAAAUCUCAUCACUUCAGCAUCUUAAGAUGUUCCGCUGCAAAUUGGUAGAUCUGCCUGAAGGAAUGUCACGUCUUACAAACUUACACACCUUAGAAAUCAUUGGAUGUUCAAUCUUAGAUACUAAUGAAUUCCUGACAGAAACAGGUGCACUUUGGUCUAAAAUUGCUCACAUCCCAAAAAUCAUCAAACGUAAUUAUUUUGUUGCUGGCGAGUAUGAAUGUACCUCCAACACUUAUCCUGACGGUAUCCUCUAUUUUUGAAGUCAGAAAGCUAGCUGGCUCAAUAAAAGACAUGGAAGACUGGAGGAGAUGCGUGAAGAUGGAUUUUCUGAAUGAUUAUUAGUGAAUUUUCUUGUCUUGUUAACGUUAUUUUGUAUUUGCUCAUAAGAGGAUGAUUGAUCACGGGUUCUCUUUGUUAAGAGUUCUUUUUUUAUCUGUUGUUUUCUCUGUACUCUUUUUUCCUGAAAAGGUUUUUAACGAGGCAGAUUGUGUGUGCUCACUUGGUUAUUUUGACUUGUAUUUUGGUCUAGUCCCCAAUACUUUUGUAUCUUUAUUUUCUUUUUAUUUAAUAAUAUUUAUAGAGUAUUGCAAAUUA